UUAGAUAGAUCGAUUAACUGGUUGUUUGGUCGUUGGGAUAUUCUAGGUUUUGUCGAGAUUGGUGAUUCAACCAAUUUUGGAAAAAUGUCUAAAAAGUUAUUAAUGUUGUUGCCUCACGGUGCAGAAGAAAUGGAGUUUGUUAUUACCGUCGACGUGCUGAGAAGAUGCGGGGUAGUUGUAACAGUGGCAGGACUUGGGGAUACUCAAAUCAAAUGUUCGAGAGAUGUGAUUAUUAAUGCAGAUACUACAUUCGAAGAAGCUGCUAAGGACGAAUAUGAUGCUAUUGCACUUCCCGGUGGGUUGGGUGGUUCAACAGCUAUGUCAGAAUCCUCCCUACUGGGCGAUGUUUUAAAAUCUUUCGAAUCUAAAGGAAAGGUGAUUGCAGCAAUUUGUGCAGCCCCAACAGUACUGCUAACACACUCGAUUGCUUUAGGAAAGUCGCUCACAUCGUAUCCUUCCUUUAAAUUUCAGCUUGCUGAAAAAUAUAAAUACAUCGACGAUAAAAGUGUCGUCGUUGACGGCAAUCUAGUAACCAGUCGUGGUCCUGGAACGGCGUUCGAUUUUGCUUUGAAGCUAGGAGAAAUUUUAGUGGGCUUAGAUAAAACAAAGCAGGUUGCCUCUGGUAUGCUCUACAAUGUUAAUUAAAAAGAUUGAUUGAAAAGUCUUAUGUAUACGCUUUCGAAAAAAAACUAUCACAUCUAUUUUGUAACGCGAUCAGAUCCGUUCGGAUUAGAAAUUUCGUUCCUAUCUGAAUCAAACUGUAUGCUAUGGGCGCUCUUAAAAACAUGUUGACUGGUCUACUUUUGGUGUAUAUUGGAUAAAGUAAAAUCCAAUGAAUUAAGAAUAGCUGCGUCACGUCGCAUGCAGAAAUAUUCAGCCAACCCUGUUUUCAUAUACAAGAUCAGUUUUAAAUAAAUUCUAGGAUCGUUUAAAUUUGUGGGAUCC
This is a messenger RNA of Sabethes cyaneus, 945 nucleotides long. RefSeq names its product protein dj-1beta (gene dj-1beta). Gene Ontology annotation, biological process: protein deglycation, glyoxal removal; guanine deglycation, glyoxal removal. The transcript has 5 exons. The record is from RefSeq and is a predicted model, not a curated record. NCBI's taxonomy places the organism in Eukaryota, Metazoa, Arthropoda, Insecta, Diptera, Culicidae. The coding region runs from base 85 to 645 and encodes 186 amino acids. Gene Ontology annotation, molecular function: protein deglycase activity. Gene Ontology annotation, cellular component: cytosol; nucleus.